Cylindrotheca closterium is the source of this 1824-nucleotide messenger RNA. Lineage: Eukaryota; Bacillariophyta; Bacillariophyceae; Bacillariales; Bacillariaceae. The record is from the annotation of a GenBank genome assembly.
AUGCCACAAACAAGGCGUGAUAACAAAGGUACAAAACAUCAUACAGAGACAAAACCAGCUGAAGAGCAAUUAUUGAACAAGGCUGCAGAGAUCCAAACACUUGUUCUUCUCUUCUUCUUGCACAUUUCAAGCGGUGGAAAGCUCGGGUUGAACCCGCGAAUUACUAGCGGGACAUUCAACGAACGGCACGACAACCCAGGAACUGUUGGACAGUGGCAAAAGUGGAAGACUAUUGCACCUGGGACAAAACUCAAUACUAGAGAUAUUUUUCGCACUCAAGCCAAGUACGCAGCCAAACUUGCUUUGAAAUUUGAAGAAGAAGGCACUGUACCAUCGUGCGAUCCUGAUCUGAGCCUAGCUCCAAACUUCCCACACGCUGUUGUACCACCAGCAUACCCAACCACAACUGCAUCAACUGGUUCAGUGUCAUCAACAAGAGCAGAUCCUCAUAUGGUGGCCGCAUCAUAUUCAAGCGAAGAUUCAUCAUAUUCAAGCGAAGAUUCAUCAAGCAAAGAACCCAUCAGAGGAGAAACCUCAGCUACUACCAUCACAACCGAAGGAGGAGACUCCAUCCAAAAUAGUAUCUUCGAACCCCAGUCUCAAGCAGACGACAAGAGUGAGUCUGUAUCAGCAAACAACCAAGACCACAACGAGAACAAGCAACAAGAUCACUCAGAAUUGUCGGUGUCUUCAAACGAGGAGUCAGUCCCAAAACGAAUCUCCACGAUGUCUGACGGCAAGCUCAAAGUCUGUCUCAACGGAAUUUCUUACUCCAGUUUUGUCUAUGCACAGCAGGAUGGCAGCACAGGGGAGCGCAGCACACAUGAUAGGACAUAUUUUAAAGAGACGCUUGCCAUUAUCAAUCUCCCCGCGGUGGGCAAACCAAACCUGGUAAACAACACAGACACCAUCUUGAAUUUUGAGUUGCCUCAAGGCGCCAAUGUCGCCAUACCACUAGAUUUCAUCGACAGACAUACCGGCAAUCUCAUUUUUCACAAUCUGGCAGCCCAGAUGCGUAUUGGUAUGGCUCAUUCUGCAGAUGAGGUGGCCGGCUUGAUCAGACUACGGAUGGAGUUUCCUAGCGCACAGAACUUCCGUCACCUCUCCUUUGACCUUUUAGAAGGCCAGACGAUGAUCAUUCGAAGCAGAUCAGUUGGCCACCAAGCCAGCAAAAAUCAAGCAAACACCAGAAAGCAAGUUAUCGAACGGAUGGAAGAUCCACCCGGCGUUCCAGGAAAGCACCCCUCUGUUCCAUUCACCAUGAUGCCAAGCUACCAAGAUGUCGUCUAUCUACCCAAUUCUCACUUUCAGCAGCAGCAUUAUCCAAACAACGGAGGUCCUCAUGCCGCUGCUCCACAUGGCCAGUCUUACUAUCAGGGGGCAGCAGCAGCCACACCACCAAGAGUAGCAUAUCAUGCUGCAGCAAUGGGAUCGCCUGGCCUAUCUCCGUACUUUGUCCCAAUGGCAACAACGGUUCAUCAAAACCAACAUGCAGCUUCCCCAUACACUCAUUCUCCGCACACCCGAACUCAGCACCAAAGUCCACUGCCUGAAAAUCCUCCCGCUUUCAUCCACCAGCAUGAACCUCCGAUGCUAAGAAACGUCAGUAUGCCACAAUUCUCUCCUGUCAGGAACAGUAGAACGAGCGAGGUCCAACAAGCCAACGAUGAUGUCGUUUCAGUAGCAUCUAGAACUCGAUCCCGUUCCAGGCGUGAACCAGAACCACCAGUGGGAGUUGAAACAGUGAUUUCCACACAGAGUGAUGGUGCUGAUGGUGCUGAUGUUGAUUCUGUCACCAACAAUAUGAAGUCCACCAUCCUAUAG